AUGCAUGAGAUCAAAUGCUUCCUAGAUUUCAAAGCAGGAGGUUCCCUGUGCCACAUACUUGCAGCUGCCUACAAAUUCAAGAGUGACCAGGGAUGGCGGCGUUAUGAUUUCCAGAAUCCAUCACGGGUGGACCGCAACGUGGAAAUGUUCAUGACCAUUGAGAAGUCUUUGGUGCAGAACAACUGCCUAACUCGACCAAACAUCUUUCUGUGUCCGGAAAUUGAGCCCAAACUGCUAGGGAAAUUAAAGGACAUUAUCAAGAGACACCAGGGGACAGUCACUGAGGACAAGAACAGCGCCUCUCAUGUCGUGUACCCUGUCCCAGGGAACCUAGAAGAAGAGGAAUGGGUACGACCAGUCAUGAAGAGGGAUAAGCAGGUUCUUCUGCACUGGGGCUACUAUCCUGACAGCUACGACACGUGGAUCCCCGCCAGUGAAAUCGAAGCCUCUGUGGAAGAUGCCCCGACGCCUGAGAAGCCCAGGAAGGUUCACGCCAAGUGGGUCCUGGACACGGACACCUUCAACGAGUGGAUGAACGAGGAGGACUAUGAAGUCAGCGAUGACAAGGGCCCCGUCUCGCGCCGGAAGAAGAUUUCCGCCAAGACGCUGACAGAUGAGGUGAACAGCCCAGACUCCGAUCGACGGGACAAGAAGGGGGGGAACUAUAAGAAGAGGAAGCGCUCCCCGUCUCCCUCACCCACCCCGGAAGCUAAGAAGAAAAAUGCUAAGAAAGGCCCCUCAACGCCUUACACCAAGUCUAAACGGGGCCACCGGGAAGAGGAGCAGGAAGACCUGACCAAGGACAUGGAUGAGCCCUCACCUGUCCCCAACGUAGAAGAGGUGACUUUGCCCAAAACAGUCAGCACGAAGAAGGACUCGGAGGCAGCCCCGGUCAAAGGCGGCACCAUGACUGACCUGGACGAACAGGAGGAGGAAAGCAUGGAGCCUGCAGGCAAGGAUGAGGAUGAGAACAGUACGGGGAACAAAGGGGAGCAGACCAAGAACCCAGACCUGCACGAGGACAACGUGACAGAGCAGACCCACCACAUCAUCAUCCCCAGCUACGCGGCCUGGUUUGACUACAACAGUGUUCAUGCCAUCGAGCGGAGGGCUCUCCCCGAGUUCUUUAACGGCAAGAACAAGUCCAAGACUCCGGAGAUCUACCUGGCCUAUCGAAACUUCAUGAUCGACACCUACCGACUGAACCCCCAAGAGUACCUCACCUCCACGGCCUGCCGCAGGAACCUGGCGGGUGACGUCUGUGCCAUCAUGAGGGUGCAUGCCUUCCUAGAACAGUGGGGUCUUAUUAACUACCAGGUGGAUGCUGAGAGCCGGCCAACCCCAAUGGGGCCUCCACCCACCUCCCACUUCCAUGUCUUGGCAGACACGCCAUCAGGGCUGGUACCCCUGCAGCCCAAGACCCCACAGGGCCGCCAGGUUGAUGCUGAUCCCAAGGCUGGGAGAAAGGGCAAAGAGCUGGAUGAACUGGUGCCCGAGACGGCUAAGGGCAAGCCAGAGCUGCAGACUUCUGCUUCCCAGCAAAUGCUCAACUUCCCCGACAAAGGCAAGGAGAAACCGGCUGACAUGCAGAACUUUGGGCUGCGCACUGACAUGUACACCAAGAAGAACAUCCCCUCGAAGAGCAAAGCUGCGGCCAGUGCCACCCGCGAGUGGACGGAGCAGGAGACCCUGUUGCUCCUGGAGGCGCUGGAAAUGUACAAAGACGACUGGAACAAAGUGUCGGAACACGUGGGAAGCCGCACGCAGGACGAGUGCAUCUUGCAUUUCCUUCGCCUGCCCAUCGAAGACCCGUACCUGGAGGACUCGGAGGCCUCCCUGGGCCCCCUGGCCUACCAGCCCAUCCCCUUCAGUCAGUCGGGCAACCCCGUCAUGAGCACGGUGGCCUUCCUCGCCUCGGUGGUUGAUCCUCGCGUCGCCUCAGCUGCUGCCAAGUCGGCCCUCGAGGAGUUCUCCAAGAUGAAGGAAGAAGUGCCCACAGCCCUGGUGGAGGCCCACGUUCGCAAAGUGGAAGAAGCAGCUAAAGUGACAGGCAAGGCAGACCCAGCCUUUGGCCUGGAGAGCAGUGGCAUUGCGGGAACCACCUCGGACGAGCCUGAGCGUGUCGAGGAGAGCAACACUGAAGAGGCUCGGGUGGAGGGCCAGGCCACAGAUGAGAAGAAGGAGUCCAAGGAACCCCGAGAAGGAGGGGGCGCCACCGAGGAAGAAGUGAAGGAGAAGAGCAGUGAGGCUCCCAAGAAGGAGGACGAGAAGGGGAAAGAAGGUGACAGUGAGAAGGAGCCGGAGAAGGGCGAUGGGGACCCAGGAGUGGAUCCCGAGAAGGAGAAGGAGCCAAAGGAAGGCCAGGAGGAAGGACUUAAGGAAGUGGUGGAGUCAGAGGGAGACCGGAAGACGAAGGUGGAGCGGGACAUUGGUGAGGGCAACCUGUCCACCGCAGCGGCCGCUGCCCUAGCCGCUGCCGCCGUCAAAGCCAAGCAUCUGGCUGCCGUGGAGGAGAGGAAGAUCAAGUCGCUAGUGGCCCUGUUGGUAGAGACUCAGAUGAAGAAGCUGGAGAUCAAACUGCGGCACUUUGAGGAGCUGGAGACGAUCAUGGACCGGGAGCGUGAAGCGCUGGAGUACCAGAGGCAGCAGCUGCUGGCCGACAGACAAGCCUUCCACAUGGAGCAGCUCAAGUACGCCGAGAUGCGGGCCCGACAGCAGCACUUCCAGCAGAUGCACCAGCAGCAGCAGCAGCCACCGCCAAGCCUGCCCCCCGGCUCCCAGCCCCUCCCACCCUCGGGGGCCUCUGGGCCACCCUCAGUCCAUGGCUUGGCCAUGGCUCCGGCCUCAGUGGCCCCGGCCCCUGCUGGCAGUGGGGCCCCACCCGGAAGCCUGGGCCCCUCUGAACAGAUUGGGCAGGUGGGGCCACCUGCAGGGCCACAGCAGCAGCAACCAGCGGGAGCCCCCCAGCCUGGGGCAGUCCCACCAGGGGUACCCCCCCCUGGACCCCAUGGCCCCUCACCGUUCCCCAACCAACAAACUCCUCCCUCAAUGAUGCCAGGGGCAGUGCCAGGCAGCGGGCACCCAGGCGUGGCGGGUAAUGCUCCUUUGGGUUUGCCUUUUGGCAUGCCGCCUCCUCCUCCCCCUGCUCCAUCCAUCAUCCCAUUUGGUAGCCUCGCCGAGUCCAUCAGUAUUAACCUUCCCCCUCCUCCUCACCUGCAUGGGCAUCACCACCACCUCCCGUUCGCUCCGGGCACUCUCCCCCCACCUAACCUGCCUGUGUCCAUGGCGAACCCCCUACAUCCUAACCUGCCGGCGACCGCCACCAUGCCAUCCUCCUUGCCUCUCGGGCCGGGGCUCGGAUCCGCCGCAGCCCAGAGCCCUGCCAUUGUGGCAGCUGUUCAGGGCAACCUCCUGCCCAGUGCCAGCCCACUGCCAGACCCAAGCACCCCACUGCCUCCAGACCCCACAGCCCCCAGCCCAGGCACGGUCACCCCUGUGCCCCCUCCACAGUGAGGAGCCAGCCAGCCAUCUCUACCCCUCCCCCUCUCCCAUGGAGAUCCAGGUUCCGGGAACAGCCCUCCCCCCAGACCACUGGGACCCCUUCCCAGCCUGGAGACUCCGUCACUACGUAAGGAAAGCUCCUCCUGCCCUCCAGAGCCCCACCAUGCCUGUGUGUGCCUCAAAGGCACGUGCUUUGAGUCGGAGUGUUCGCCUUCCCGUUGGACAGUGGUCUCCAAUGUCUGAGGAGGCUGGGAUGCGGGGGAGGCUGCCCUCCAAGGGCGGGCUGUGGAAGGUUAUUUAUACAAGGCAAUCGCCGUGUCUAAGGGCACGCUCCCCAAAACUACUGCAUUUUUUACGAAUGGAAAAAAAAACCCCACAAUUGGAACCUCCCUCACCCACUAAAAAGUAAUUUACAUGGUCUUUUGAGGGAGUGACAGGGAAUUAGGUCUGGGCAGAGCUCUGGGCAUAGACUAGGGUGCAGAAACUGCCCCCACUCAACCCCACCCCAUGUCCCUCCACUCCCUAACUCCUGUGUUGGCGCUGGUAGGCGCCGCCCCGAGCUCAGCCCGUGUUUUCAAGUCAGCUGCUUAGUUGAUGUGAGCUUGUGUAUUUUGGUGGGGAGCACGUUUGGGGGGGGGCUGCUGUGGUAGGUAACAGGUGGGAAGGGCACUCAGAGCUGUUCUUGCUCCAGCCCCUGCCCUGAUGAGGGGGGUCUCAGGAGGCAGGAAAAGGGGGAGCUGUGGGGCUGGCAAACGUGUGACUUCUGAAGUUUUCAAAAAGCACUUAGGUCCCUACUUACAACUCAGUGGGCCACCCCUGCCAUCAUCUCCCCUCACCCGCCAAGACCACCAGACCCUCGACUGGUAGCCACGGCUAAGGAAAUGGGGAUUGGGGGGCAGCAGGGGAGGGGCCUCCCAGCCUAGGGGAGCACCAGUCACAUCCUUGGCUUAGGGCCCCCGCCCCCCCUUCACCCUUAUGAAGGCAGAUGUGAUUCCAGACGACACCCACCUCCUGCCCCCAGCAGCCCCGUCCUUCAUGUCCCAGUGUUUCUCUUCCUGUGUCUUGGCACCUUCCUUCUGUUGAAAAUUUUCUGUACAUUUUUUUUUUUAUAAAUUAAUUUGCUUUCA
Echinops telfairi (small Madagascar hedgehog) is the source of this 4628-nucleotide messenger RNA. RefSeq names its product SWI/SNF related, matrix associated, actin dependent regulator of chromatin subfamily c member 2 (gene SMARCC2). Gene Ontology annotation, molecular function: nucleosomal DNA binding; histone binding. Lineage: Eukaryota; Metazoa; Chordata; Mammalia; Afrosoricida; Tenrecidae. Gene Ontology annotation, biological process: positive regulation of DNA-templated transcription. The record is from RefSeq and is a predicted model, not a curated record. The transcript has 28 exons. Gene Ontology annotation, cellular component: npBAF complex; SWI/SNF complex; nBAF complex. The coding region runs from base 1 to 3513 and encodes 1170 amino acids.